Fusarium sp. VM40 is the source of this 1593-nucleotide messenger RNA. The record is from the annotation of a GenBank genome assembly. NCBI's taxonomy places the organism in Eukaryota, Fungi, Ascomycota, Sordariomycetes, Hypocreales, Nectriaceae.
AUGGAUUUGUGGAUAGAGCUUCUCGCUUCCGCCUUUUUGAUCCUCGCUGGUGUUGUCGUCCUGGUGGUAGCUAUCGGUGUGCGGGCGCUCUUUCGCAACUUCAACCGUCGCCCUGAUCCGCCAGUGUCCUCCAAUCUUGGGCAGAAUGCACCGCACGUUACGAUAAUUCGACCCGUCAAGGGCGUUGAGCCCCGGCUUUACGAUUGCAUCGCUGCGUCUUUUCGACAGGAUUACCCCCAGGACAAGAUCUCCAUCCGACUGUGUCUCGAAGAUGAUUCCGAUCCAGCAUUUCCGAUCCUCCAGAAGGUUAUCGACGAUUUCCCCGCGAUCGAUGCGCGUAUUAUGCUCGAGAAGGAGGACUACGCCCUAGGCGACACAGUCAACAUGGGACCCAAUCCCAAGAUCCGCAACCUCAGCCGAGCGUACCGAGAAGCUAAGGGAGAUAUCAUAUGGAUUGUGGACUGCAACGUUUGGAUGGCUAAAGGAGUUUUGGGCCGCAUGGUUGAUAAGCUUAUGGGCUACAAGGUGGGUGGUGGCUCCAAGCCAUGCAAGUUUGUCCACCAAUUGCCCAUUGUUGUUGACCUGAUCGACUACUCUACACCGCUUGCAGCAGAUGGCCAGGCUCUUCUAGCUGCGUCUUCUGAGGAAGUCCAUACUUCCGAUCUGGUUGGCGAGGAUGCGCAUGAUGACCCUCAGGUCAUGUCUCAAGGCGGCGGGCGCCUUGACGAGAUGUUUAUGGCGACCGCGCAUGCCAAGUUCUACAGCGCCAUCAACACGGUUGGCGUAGCGCCCUGCGCGGUUGGUAAAAGCAACAUGUUCCGCAAAUCACACCUCGAUCACGCGACCGACGCUGUAUUGAACCCCAAGAUACCCCAGGACAAGAACCUCCCUACCGGCGUGGACUACUUCUCGCACAACAUUUGCGAAGACCAUCUUAUCGGUGACCUUCUCUGGCAGACCGAUUUCCCCGGUCAUAGAAAACAUGGGCUGGUCUGGGGAGAUAUUGCUGUCCAGCCUAUGUCGGGCAUGUCUGUCAAGGCUUAUGCGGCAAGACGGUGUCGAUGGCUCAGAGCUAGGAAGUAUACAGUCCUCUCAGCGACGAUUCUCGAGCCCUUUACUGAGUGUUUCUUGUUUGCUACCUACUUUUCCUUUUCAAUCACAACUUUACCGUUCUUCAGUGCAAACUGGGGCAUCCCCAAAACCUGGAGCGCUAUGGCCAUUGCAUGGUUUGUAACAGCGACUCUCUGGAUGCUUGUGGACUUUUUUGGUUUCCGACGUCUACACUCUGGUGUCACUAUGGAGAUUGACGAGCACACGCCUUGUUUCGCCAAGGGCUUUAUGACACGAGGAGGAAUCAAGAGCCGAAAGUUUCUAGAAUUCCUGGCUGCCUGGAUCGGCCGUGAGGCUCUUGCUUUACCGGUCUGGGCAUACGCUGUUAUCUGUGGUAACACGGUCAACUGGCGAGGAAGAUUAUUUUACAUACAUUGGGACACGACGGUCGAGGCUGUCGAUGCUCAGGACGAACGAAGUCGCGAGGUGCGGACUCCAGAGCUUGAACGAGGAAACUCACAUAACAAGCAUAGAGUUGACUGA